GUCGAUUCCCGUCCAACAGCAGCAGUUCAUUCAAGACCUUCGAAUUGAGUGGAUUCGCAGCCAGCUUUGCGACUAGUUUGUCGAGACCGUGUCGUCGGAUUCGCAUUGUUGUACGUGGUUCGUUUUUUUCGUGCGUGUUUCGUACUCGCGGAAAAUCGAUUUUUUCACCCGGAAGAAAAGUGUUUUGAGGUCGUAAGAUCUACUAGGCGGUGCAUGUGCACAGUGAUGGAAUAGUGGUGUGACCAGCUGAAAAAGAUCACUUCUUAAUUCUGGCCUAGGCCCAACACACGAAUACACUUUUGCUCGUGGCGAAUCAACUAGCUCCAAUUGAAGAAAAAAAAACCUCUCCUCAAGUAGGAAGUCAGUGCUGCUGAAUAAUUGAUCGUCAAUCAAGAAGUUAAUCAAAAAAAGUGUGAAAAAAUGGCGUUCCUGUCCGUACGGCUGGCGGCGCAGUCCGCGUCCUCGACCGGACUCCGGAUGCUCGCGCUGACGUCGCUGGACCAGCAGGUCGGCUCGGUGGCCCGGUUCAGCGCGCUGGCCACCCCCCACCAGAACCCGUACGCGCUGCGGAACCAGAUUCUGUCCGGGGUCGGGCCGGUGUCCAACCAGCAUAUCAACAUGACGAUCCCGAGCCGCGGGAUCACGAUCCAGGAAAUCUCGCGCAACCUGCAGAUGUUCAACAAGGAGCGGCGGAAUGUCGAAAAGGACCCGAACACUUUCCAAAUGAAGGUCGGAUUCGACAAGCCGACGGUGCUGAUGUUCGCCUGGUUGAACGCCAAACAGAAGCAUUUGGCCAAGUACGCCAAACUGUACACGGACCAGGGCUUCGAGGUGAUUGUGGCCAACCUGACGCCGUGGCAGCUGCUGUGGCCCAUGAAGGGUAGCCAGCUGGUGGCGGCCGAGAUCGUGAAGCUACUGAAGAACAACGAGUUCAAGAACGGGCUCAUCUUUCACGGGUUCUCCGUGGGCGGAUAUUUGUGGGGCGAGUGCCUGGUGCGGAUUGCGCGGGAUCUCCCCAACCAUCAGAUCAUCCUGGAUCGCGUCAAGGGCCAGGUGUGGGACAGCGGGGCCGACAUUACGGAGAUCCCAGAGGGAGUCCCGAGGGCGCUGUUUCCAAAGAAUCCCACGCUGCAGGGUGCUCUGCGCAAGUACAUGCUCUACCACAUGAAAGCAUUUCACGAGCCUGCGACGUCGCACUACAUCCGGUCCAGCCAGAUGUUCCACACGAACUUGCUGAGAUGUCCGGCGUUGUUCCUGGUGUCCAAAACGGAUCCCGUGGGCACAGAGCUGGCCAACGGACGCGUCCGGGACAGCUGGGAGAGCAGUGGAGUCAAGUGUACCUUCCAUUGCUGGGACCGUUCGCCGCACGUGGGCCACUUCCAGAAGCACACCGCCGAGUACACUGAGCUGCUGUUUGCCCAUCUGCGGCCGCUCGAGAUCGGUGGCUUCGGGCAGAACCAAAAAGAGGCCCAGCUGCGGGCCAAGCUGUAACGCGCGCCGCACUAGUUUAGUACUGUGAUACUUAAGUCAAACAAAAGAUGAAAAAAGAAAAAAAAAAGAUGGAGGAAAAGAAACGAAUUUGUGUAAAAACUAAAUUCCAGUGAAUAAAGAAAAAUAAGUUGUUUUGGCAGCAAUAAUAAAUUUUAAAAUUGAAGAAAACUUGAUUGGAAAAUUAAUGGAAUGUUUGGUGCAACCCUCAAUGUUCACAGAUGAAACUUGGACUUUUUUUAAAGGAUAGUUCUUUAGUUGACACUAAUAUGCUAAAAAUUGUAUGAAACACAUGGAUAUUAGGGGAAAUAAACAGGAAAAUUUA
Messenger RNA from Culex quinquefasciatus (southern house mosquito), 1813 nucleotides. RefSeq lists its product as uncharacterized. Gene Ontology annotation, molecular function: serine hydrolase activity. Lineage: Eukaryota; Metazoa; Arthropoda; Insecta; Diptera; Culicidae. The transcript has 6 exons. Bases 421 to 1491 code for a protein of 356 amino acids. The record is from RefSeq and is a predicted model, not a curated record.